This is a messenger RNA of Salvelinus namaycush (lake trout), 1493 nucleotides long. Its product is annotated as IGF-like family receptor 1. Bases 24 to 1061 code for a protein of 345 amino acids. Lineage: Eukaryota; Metazoa; Chordata; Actinopteri; Salmoniformes; Salmonidae. Gene Ontology annotation, molecular function: protein binding. The transcript has 7 exons. The record is from RefSeq and is a predicted model, not a curated record. Gene Ontology annotation, biological process: signal transduction.
AGUCAGAGUCUUCUCUUAACAAAAUGGGUCACUAUUCUGAUAAUUGCUCUCAUGACUUGGAUACAUUUUGGGAUGAGUUGAGAAACAAAUGUGUGCCAUGUCAUCAACAUCCACAGCAUCCGAUCCGACCAGGGUACGAAUUUAGUCCAAACUGUGGCAGGCAUGAUGAUGGGGGGAAGUCGGAAGGACCGUAUCGACUUUGUGCCGCCCAGACCUUCAAUAAUGGGAGUUUCGUGACCUGCAAACCCUGUUCUAGCUGCCCCGCAAAUUAUCAAAAGCUGUCCGAAUGCAACGCAACGACAAACACGCAAUGCUGCGGAUCGAGGGACCAGACAGGCUGUUGGAAAGAAGCCCUGGGUACUACGACUCAACAGGUGCAACGGUCAACAACGUUAAGGGUCCAAAUGUCAACAUCAAAUCCCACCACAGCCAAACACAUUGAUCCGACAUUACAUGUCAACCAUCAGACUGCGUGGAUAGUGCUUACUGUCAUCUUGGUUCUCUCUGUACUUGCAUUUCUCUUAUUCAUCUAUAUUAAGAAGAGAAGGAGAAGAUCAAGAGCCUUUUGCUUCAGAGAUAAGGAUAAUAAGCCAUGCUUUAAGGUCAACCUCAACUGCCUCCCAUCAGACAAUAUCCUGUAUACCAACCAACAGUCACGGAGCAGUAGGAGAACAGCAGCUGUCAAUGAAGAGGUUGCUCUCCUACAGUCAGAGACAAGGAGCCUAGAGGACAUUUUGAGUCCUGACAUCCAGUCGGCGCCGCUGCAGACGGUUCUGGACAACCUGGACGUUCUAGAGGAGCUUGUGAUCCUGCUGGACCCGGAGAUCCCUGGGGCGAAGAACACCAGGCACCUAGCAUCUCGCUGCUCCUUCCCCGCCACCUGGAUUACCUACACCUACUCCCUGAGGGACAGCAAGAGCCCCCUGAGGGCCGUGCUGGAGGGGAUCACCACCAAGCACCCAGACUGGACUGUAGGACAAUUGGCCAGGCUGCUGAGAGAGAUGGACCGGAACGACGCAGUGGCGGUGCUCACCAAGCUCGCCUUGCUUAAGGUUGUCUAGUCCGGGUGUGUUUUGUGUUGGGCCCGGAAAAGAUGGCUCCAUCCAGAUACAACCACGAGUCUCUACCACCUGCCAAGGCACUGAGAUAUAACAAGAGGGCAAGUAGGAGGCAUGCUUUCCUUGGGGACCCCAAAGUCCCAAGGCAGUGAUUGGCAACACUGUUCUUUUGCAUUAGGGUUCAAAUAAGAUAUUUAACUGUGAUAACAUGGCACUUAUUACUUAAAGCAGAGAUGUUAACCCCGGUGUCCUGAAAACGAAGAGCUGCACACUCUAGUAGCUCAGAUGCAAUAAUGUCAUAACCUAAUAACCAACGUUUCGACAGACAAGCUGUCUUCAUCAGGGUAUAAUGACAAACACGGUGGGGUGAUUAGUUUAUAUAGCGUCAAAGGACACACACGUGUCUGUAAUCAUGACCGGGUGUGGCUUGAUAUC